Messenger RNA from Rhodotorula toruloides NP11, 1533 nucleotides. RefSeq names its product alpha/beta hydrolase fold-1 domain protein. The coding region runs from base 1 to 1533 and encodes 510 amino acids. NCBI's taxonomy places the organism in Eukaryota, Fungi, Basidiomycota, Microbotryomycetes, Sporidiobolales, Sporidiobolaceae. The record is from RefSeq and is a predicted model, not a curated record. The transcript has 7 exons.
AUGCCGUUCCUCAGCUUGCCCGGCGGAGUGCGCAUGCACUACGAGAUCCUCACUGACGCAUCAGCGGCCGCGCCGUCUACCUCGCCCACUCCCUCCCUCCUCGACCCGUCCAAACCGACUCUCGUCUCCCUCGUCCCCUUCUGCGUGCCUCAAGCCAGCGACAUACCCCAGCUGUGCCCGACCUCUCCCCUCCAUGCAACACACAACAUCAUCGCCUUCUCGCCCCGCUCGCACGGCCGGACCGUUUCCGAGUCGAAACCCUCGCACGACCCAUUCGUCUCAGCCGCCGACCUCGCAUUCGCCUUCGAGGCGCUCCAGCUCCCUCCGAGUCAGCUUUACGCGCCAGGCUCGAUCUGCGGACGUAUCGGAGUCGCCUUUACUGUCCUCUUUCCCGAUCUCGUCACCGCCCUAGCGCUGGUCGGCAUCUCGGGGAGAGAGGCGAAGACUUCGACAGCAGGGUUCAAGACGCUCGACUCGGCCAUGUUCAACCCGGAAGAGGCCGAGGAUCUGCACGAGACGCUCGCCGAAUUGUCUUACUCCUUGUGGGGCGACCAUUUGACGACCGACGAGUUCGACGCGUUCAUCAACCUCCUCCUGCGGCGGCAAAACCCUCGCAUGGCGAUGCGAAGCUACGAGCUCUGCCGCAUCUCGUACCUUAGCGUCAACCUCACGCCCGAAGCGCUCGCUGGGAUCCGUCAACCCGUCCUGAUCCUCCAUGGCGAGAAGGACAAGUACAACGACGCGAGCGUGGUCGGCGACUGGCGACGGAUGCUGACUGGCGCCAAGUCUGUUGAGGCGCAUGUCAUCCCUGACUCUCCGCACAUGUGUUUUAUCACCGCUCAUGAGCCAGUAACCUACCACCUCUCCACCUUCCUCCGGCGCCACCUCCCUACCUCCCUGCCCACCUACACUCCUCCCGCCUUCUCCUCCGCCCUCGAAACCGUCUCGAAGCUCUUCAAUUCUUCCAAAGCUCGCCUUCGGAACCCUCGAAACCCCGAGUCGUACUCGUCUCUCUCGGACGCGGAGAAGGUGGAAGUAGGAGUCGACCUGGAGCGGAUGAGACGGUAUGAGCGGGAGUGGGCGACGAAGCCGUUGCUUGAAGGAGCGGAAGGUGUCGAGCCGUGGGAGCUUGAGAAGGCGGAGCGGAUCCCGAGACCGAAAUGGCGCUGGUCUCGCCGCCACGACGCCUACGCCGACUCACCCCGCAACUCCCAAACUCGCUUCUCCGUCGCCUCCGAAGUCGUCGUCCAAGUCGCCUCCGUCCAAUCCGCCGAAAAGGUCCCCGGCUCGAAUCCGUACAUCCGACCGAUGUCUAUCGCCGAAGUCAAGGUGUUGCCGCCUCUGCCGGUCGAGGCGGACGAGAGCGAUUCGGACAGCAGCAGUGAAGACGACAGUGGGUGGUUGGGACGGAAGGACUCGGGCUUCGUUGAUGCGUUCGAGGUGCUGCCCGAUGAGGAGGAGAAGGCAAAGUCGUCCGCGCAGGACGCGGUCGACGACGUCGCCGACGGCUUGACUGCCGUGAGCUUGAGCUGA